CUGUCCUGGCGGUUAAGUCAUCACAAACUCCAAGGCGUGACCCUUUCAUCUGUAGAUCUAUCACCUCGAUCUAACCUUGCGAUAAAAGCUAAAAGAACAAUCGACGUGUGUUGAGGAGUAUGCCUUCUCCGCUUGGAUCGUAUGUGGUCGUGCGCUACCAAUCUCACCUCGUACUGGCCUGUCAGAUUACCUUGCCUGUACCACUUCAAGCUGCCUGUGUCCAUGAUCCCUUCAACGGGUGCCCCUCACGAAGCUGAUUGUUCUCGAAGGAGUGACUGGGCCCUAGACCGAGUCAUCUGCCCCAGAAGCGAGGCUUGGCCUAUCAUUCUGGCCGCGCACCAUGCAAUGAUUAUCUCGGCAUUAGCUUGCAGGCGGAUGCUCCGAUCUCUCGUUGAGCGGCGUCCAAUUACAGCGCAAAGGCGCGUAAGAAUAGAGCGGCUACCAUGGACAUUCGUCAAGAGUUUUCUCUGGGGUGGGAGCUGUAGCAGUAUGGUGCGACACGUUAGCAAGAGUCUAAUGGAGACCUCGCUGAGUCGGAGAGUAUCUUUGUCUCUGGCUACGGCAACGUCUUGGAUGCAGAAUCGGCGGAGUCGAUGAUCGCUUGGUGAUGUACAAUACUCCGACUCCGAUCGGCCGCUCAAGCAACCCUUGAGCCGAUGGAAUAACUACGUAUGACUAUCUCCGAUGAGUGCUGACCUACUUCGAGCUUGACUGGCCCGCAACAUCCACAAAUGGAAGCC
Molecule: messenger RNA, 740 nt
Organism: Aspergillus brunneoviolaceus CBS 621.78
Lineage: Eukaryota; Fungi; Ascomycota; Eurotiomycetes; Eurotiales; Aspergillaceae
Exons: 2
Coding region: 142-597 (151 amino acids)
Source: RefSeq, a predicted model, not a curated record